Messenger RNA from Stylonychia lemnae, 1446 nucleotides. NCBI's taxonomy places the organism in Eukaryota, Ciliophora, Spirotrichea, Sporadotrichida, Oxytrichidae. The record is from the annotation of a GenBank genome assembly.
AUGGAGUAAGAAUUGAUACUAGCAGCAAAGUAAGUAUAAGCAACUGGCGAAAAAUUGUACUUUGGCAUCAUCAACACUUAUUUCUUCAGAGAAUCUAGUGAAAUGCCUGUCAACUAUGACAUCAGCAAAUAUAACUUAGAUUACUUGAAUUUCAUUACUUUCCUUCGAAAAUUAUCUGACUUAAAGCAAUCUGAAGUAGUUAGAAAUAUUAAAAAGUUUGAGUAAUUGAGAAAAAACUAUGACUCUCAUCUUAUCGUUGGAAAUUUUAUGACCAAGAAAUCAAAAAUAUAUAAGCAAUACAAUGAAGCAUAGAAUGAAUUUAAGGGACUCAAAUUUAUAGAAAUGGCGGACGAAAUUUACUUCAAACGAGAACUUUUAUAGAAUAAUUAGGAUAAGCUUAGAGCCUUUGAAAAAUCGUAAGGAGCUGUCCUUAUUCUUAGAAAAGAAGAAUUUGUGAUGCGUUCAGUUAAAUCAUCUGAAUUUUAUUUUCCUUCUUUGGAAACAACUCUAAUUGAAUUUAUAAAUAAGAACUAUUUGAUUGAUGUAGACUUCUUUAAUAUGAAUACCUAUCAAAUCUACAGAGAAUAAAAUAAGAGUAUUGCUUUGAUUGCUUUUGAUAAAAAAUUACAAGUUAAAACAGAUGCUGAGUUUAUCAACUACAUAAUGAGCAGAGUUUCUAAUAGGGUCCAUGAAAUUUUCAAAGAGAAAGUUGUUGUCGGCUUGGUUCAACUCCAAGACUUCCCUUAAUUAAAAUUAAAGCUUAAUUUUUAGCAUAAAACUAACUUAGGCAUGUACUAUUUUAUAGAGAGAUAUGAAAGUGAUAGAAAGUUAUUUAAGCUAGAGAAAGAUUAUAUUAUAAGUGAGGGAAAUAUUGACACAUAAAUACUCCUAGACUUUACAUCUGCUGUUGUCAAUAGAAGAAUAAUGCCAAGCAGAAAAGAAUAAAAAAUUGAUAUAGCUUUUGAUGAUAAUGGGAUAAGAAUAUUCUCGACUUAAACCUUAGACAAUUUUAUUUCAGCUAGGACAUACUUUGAGAAAGAGCUCUUAAUCUUUUUCUAUAAAGAAUAGUUAGAUGAAUAAUCUAAUCACUAUUUGAAUACAAUUGGCUAAUUAGCACUUGAACUUAGGAGUCAGAACAUAAAUGAUUUUACAAUUGCUAAAUUUGACAUGAAUAAAAAUGAUCCAUCUGAAUAUUUGCCAGUGUAUAGACCAAAUUCACUUUAUUUCAAUCCAAUAAAUUAGAAUUACAUUGCUCUAUAAGAUCGGAUGCUUUUGAUUGAGAAAUUUAAUGACUUAUUACAGCUAAAAUAAAUACUUAAAGGUAUUUCCACUUUGAUUUAGCUACCUCAAGAUAUGGUAGAAGAAUAAAACACUCAUUAUAAAGAAAAUGAAAUGGCUGAAUAAAAGGGAAAUUCUUAAUCAAAGCUGAUUAAAGAAGAAUUAUGA